This is a messenger RNA of Entrophospora sp. SA101, 357 nucleotides long. The record is from the annotation of a GenBank genome assembly. NCBI's taxonomy places the organism in Eukaryota, Fungi, Glomeromycota, Glomeromycetes, Entrophosporales, Entrophosporaceae.
AUGACUGAAAAUAAUGCAUGGGGUGGGAGUAAUGCAGUCAAAUCUACUGAAAGUAAUAAAAGCAUAGAAAUUAGUUUGAUAUCAAAAUCACGUAUACUUGUGAUAAAAUCAUCAAGUAAAUCAAAUAGUCUAGCAAGUAGAAAUAGUAUUGACAAGAUUGUCAAAUCAUCAUCUAAUAAAAAUAAUUCAUAUAAAUCAUCAACUACUUCACCAGCGGUGGUUGUAUCAUCAAGUAGAUUUUACUGGCCUACCACCUCCAUCAAAGCAAGUAAUGCAGUCAAAUCUACUGAAAGUAAUAAAAGUGAUGAUACUGAAAAUGAUUCAAAAAAGAAACAAAAAAAGAAGAAAUUAGUUUGA